AUGGCUGUGCGAAAAUCGGAGGGAUUACAGGUUUAUGAAAGUGUGCUGAAUAUUACGUCAGUGGAAGCGGAACGGGCGCACCGCGCGCGAGUAUUUCAGAGUUCACCCCGCAUUUCGCAAGAAUCAAAUAAGAUUUUCCACACCCUUGCAGAGUUGCGAACGCGGGUGCCCGCACCCGCACGUGCUGCAUUAAAUUGCUUUGCUAAAUUACCUCACCUACUAAAUCCUCUCCUCGUUGAACCACCUACUCAUUUCAUCAAAAUGGACUGGUAUUACCUGCAUAGCGCCCUUCUCCCUACUCCCGACGGCUCCCCGGCGGAUGAAGGAAUUCGGUAUCAAAAUAGCUAUGGCCUCUUCCCCGCCUUAGCAGAGCCAAGCAAAACUCGCAGUCAUAUCGUGGCAAUCCCAUCUCCCGCCACAGUAGCAAAGAACCUUUCGUCGACUAGAAAACUCGAUACGCGGCAGGGAGAAGAGCUUAGCGUCUUCUCCCACUGGGAGGAGUAUAAGACCCUCCUCGCAGCAUAUCAAGCCUCCUGGACGGCUUGCAAACCGGGACAGAAUCCUUAUUGGUUCGCGAGAACGGUAAGGCUGAGUAGAGUGGGCAGUGAAACGACUGCGCAGGUGGUGCAAGUCCAUGGAAAAGGAAAGGCGCAUAAUCCCAUGGUUCGAGCAUCCUUUCGCGGCUUCGCUUGCAUCCCAAAUGCUUUUUUGGCCCCGGACUUGCCACUCGCAUCUCGAAUGGUUUGGUUUGGCUGCACACCCUUGAUGCAUCAACCCCCUGCACUUGCCUUGCCUUACGCACGCUUACGCACGUCUCCCGCUUGCAUCCCGCUUGCAUCCCACUUGCCCACCCUCUUCCAUCAGCCUUCGCACAGGAAAUUCGAGGUUAAUAGGCAUGGAAUAUUUCCACCAGGGAGCAACGAACUCAUCCCAAUUCUUCUACCCAAUGUCGAAAAAGCUACUUGGCUUGCAGGUGGGCUCGAGCGGCUAGAGGCGUACUUUGUGACCAAACGGCUGAAUAUUGGCGUGAAAAGAGUGUUACACCUUAAUUUCAUAUAUGUUUUUGAUUGGAUCUGGCACAAUCAUCGCGGACAUGGCUCUAAGAUGAAUGAUAGCGCUUCAUUCAUCAUCACUUCUGCGACUCAAACGACCCCGGACCUCAAUUCAGUCACUCACCUCCCUCUUUUCAGGCCGGAAAAUAUAUGGCGAAACUUCGAUACCGAGACUACGGGCGGCAUUCCAAAAUAUGUCCAACCCUCGGCAUUUAUCCUCGAUAGCUACAUAUUUUGCAUCAAGUACGUAUCGAGGGAUAGGGCUCCAAUUAAGUGA
Lindgomyces ingoldianus is the source of this 1329-nucleotide messenger RNA. RefSeq lists its product as uncharacterized. NCBI's taxonomy places the organism in Eukaryota, Fungi, Ascomycota, Dothideomycetes, Pleosporales, Lindgomycetaceae. The coding region runs from base 1 to 1329 and encodes 442 amino acids. The record is from RefSeq and is a predicted model, not a curated record. The transcript has 11 exons.